Molecule: messenger RNA, 8746 nt
Organism: Oncorhynchus keta (chum salmon)
Lineage: Eukaryota; Metazoa; Chordata; Actinopteri; Salmoniformes; Salmonidae
Product: nucleolar protein 4-like
Exons: 11
Coding region: 452-2527 (691 amino acids)
Source: RefSeq, a predicted model, not a curated record
UAAAUGUUUGAGAAUUGUCACGGUUUUCACUUGAAUCUGCAUUGAGUCUGGUUUUCCCUCAUCCUUUGUUCUUUAUUGUUUAGUGAGAACUGUGUUUUUUUAUCCAUAUCUCAGCUUCCAGUCAAGAGACGGUUUACGCACAGGUGGGAAAUACCCGCUCUAUAGGACAGCCCCCUCCCUCAAUUCCUCAUCGGAAUAUGUGAGCAAGUGACAUUUUGCCGUUGCGGUUCGGGACAGCAGGCAACGCGUCUCUGCAAACAGGUGUGCAGCUGCUGCCUGAAUCAGUUUCCUACGCCUUUAAUCCAGUUUAAGGAAAGGCAGAAAUCAUCCCAUUUGCGGAACCAUCCUCCUCUACGCGGGACGGGCAGAGGAAGGGUACAUCUGCAUUUUAGUAGCCUAGCUAUUAUAGCCUAUUAUUUGAAGGGACAAACGUGUUACAAGAGCGAACGCUAUGGCAACAAAAAAAUCAUCAUGCACUGAUAUAACGAAAAGGAGCCAGAGUCCCGUCGUUUUAGAGGUUGAGAUGUUCCGUGAAUUUCAGGACUGGUGCCUCCGGACAUAUGGGGACUCGGGUAAAACAAAGACCGUCACCCGGCGAAAAUACAACAAAAUCAUGCAGACAUUGUUGCAAAACGAAGAGUCGGACAGCAUGUAUGUCGACAAUAGUCACAUCAAUGCUAAAUUCAAAUUCUGGGUGAAGUCGAAAGGGUUUCAGGUCGGGAGCAACAUCCUCGGGGAGCACAAGAAAGGAGCGUCAGGGAAGCCGGUCCUAUAUGUCCCGGUCAAGUCAACGUGUGCAGAUGCAGGCUCGGCCCAGGACAGCUUGUCCCUGAAGAGGGUGGCAGUGGUGGAGGACUUCUUCGACAUCAUCUAUGCCAUGCAUGUGGAGAUGGGUGCUGACCUUGGUAGAGCACCUAAACACGCUGGCCAGAAGAAGACCUACAAAGCGAUAGCGGAGACAUAUGCCUUCCUGCCCAGGGAGGCAGUGACACGCUUCCUAAUGAGCUGUGGAGAGUGUCAGAAAAGGAUGCACAUCAAUCCCAACACUGCAGAGUUUAAAGAAAAUGAUCGACCAGCAUCCCUGGUCCCGGACCUCAUUGACUACAACAUGCCCCUGACGGCCACCUACCUGAAACAGAUGAAACUACAGUGCAUGACUGCCAAUGAGCGGGAUGAAAGUUCGGUGAGCAGUGAGGACAUGGAUAUGGCUGAGCCCAUGUGGGUCUCUGCUGAGCGUCCCCCUGUCCCUGAGCUCAGUCCCCCCAAUGGAGGGAUGGUACACAGCCCACAAGCCGCAUUGAAAGAGGAAGACGAUGACGACUCUGAGAGUGCCAACGGACUGCCAUCCCUGACCCCCCUCGAGGCAAUGGUUGUGGGCAGUGUCCCUUCAGAUGGUGUGGCUCCAUACAGGGAGGUGACUGAGAACGGGGGGAGUGCUCCCCUGGACUUUAGCACCACCACCUCAUCCUCUUCCUCCUCAGAGGACCAGCAACCAGUCAAUCUGACUGACAGACUGCUGCCUGUGGGGAGCCCUGUUGGGACGCCCUACUCAGCUGACGCUACGAGGAAGUCCCCUGGGAAACCAGACUACGGCAACAGGUCUCCUCAGCACCGCCCCGGAAGCUAUGACUCAUUGAAGACAGAACUGAGCAUGAGUGCUGAGGACCUGACCUCUGGGCGUGCUCAGAUCAUCGAUGAUGAUGAUGACGAUCAUGACGACCACGAUGACAGUGACAAGAUCACUGAUGCUGAGGGAAUGGACCCAGAGAGGCUGAAAGCAUUUAAUAUGUUUGUUCGUCUGUUUGUGGAUGAGAACCUGGACCGCAUGGUGCCCAUCUCCAAGCAGCCCAAGGAGAAGAUCCAGGCCAUCAUCGAGUCAUGCAGCCGACAGUUCCCUGAGUUCCAGGAGCGCUCCCGUAAGCGCAUCCGCACCUACCUCAAGUCCUGCCGCCGUAUGAAGAAGGUUGGUUUUGAGACACGGCCCACACCCCCACACCUCACCUCUGCCAUGGCAGAGAACAUUCUCGCUGCUGCUUGUGAAAGUGAGACACGCAACGCUGCCAAGAGGAUGCGACUAGAUGUCUAUCAAGGCCCUGAGGAACCUGCUACUGCUGAUAAGAACGGCUCCAGGGACCCGGCCUCAGUUGCCUCCUCAGGCUUCUCCCUGGCUGCCUCAGCCUACUCCCAGUCCCAGGACCCAGUAUACACCAACGGCACCAACAGGGGCCUCAACUACAGCUUCCGCAGUUACGGAGCAAUGAGCAACAACCUGCCAACCACCGGUGCCACCACCACACAGACCAAUGGUCCCACUGAUCUCAGUAUGAAGUCUGUGGCUCCUACAUCCUCUUCCUCCAGUUCUAACAGUCACAGUGGUCAGGGUGGAGGUGGGGGAGGUGCCUCGGCUCAGCUCAGCCCCCCUGAGGUCACAGCGGUGAGGCAGCUCAUCGCCGGGUACCGAGAGUCUGCCGCCUUCCUGCUCCGAUCUGCAGACGAGCUGGAGAACCUGAUCCUGCAGCAGAACUGAACCAUAAACAGGCCAGACCGGGCGAACUAUGCCGUGCCAAGACCCGUCUCCCCAGGCUGUCUGUCUGUACUAUCACCCUCAGUCAAACACAUUCAGACAGACAGACACUUAAUUAAGAGUUUAACUGAGUAAAGUGUCAAAGUAAAGACUAGAGGAGUAAAGGAGUAAAACUGCAUCGCACAAUUGGGCCAUACAGAUAAUAGAUACUGUAUAUGGUCACAGGAAUGCAAAGAAUUUACACAAAUAUAAAAUCCAUACAUUCAAACUAAUCUUAGUGCCCAGUUAGCUUUUUACAUUCCCAUAACAAACCUACUCCUCACCCACUUCAUUCAUACCCCAGAAACACUGCAAAGUCACCUCCUUCCAUGGAUUUUCUUUCUAAACUGAGGAGGUAUUUGUCAAACAUGAAGUAUUGCUUCAUAUUUGGCAUUAUGACACUGCUCUGUUAACCUCAACAGUAGUUUUUAAAGUUUGAAGGUUUAGGUAUGCAAAGUGUGAUCAUAGAAAAGGGGGAUGUUAAAGCUGAAGGGUAAAGUACUGUAAUGUGUCCAAACCUACAGGCUUUGGAUUGUAGGCAAAAGGUUAAUGCUUCUGGGGAAAGUGUGUAACAGGGUGCAAUAUGGAAGAUUAUCAGUAAAUGCAAGCCAAUUUCCACAUACUCAGUCUUUUUGUGGGACUUUGUGCAAAGGGAGGUCUUCUUAGUGUACCUCUACCUCCUCCUCAUGCUUUUAGUCUCAGCAUGAUGAGCUAGCCUGUAAAACAUUCCCCAGAGAUAGCAGAUAUACCACAAACAUCCCAUAAUAUUUUGUAAUGCUCCGCUGGGAGCAGUAACGUAAUUUGCCAAUCAGGAAUGCUGUGUAAAAAGAAAGUAUGUCUCAUGGCAGCACUGUAGCUUCAUUGUUGUCUGUUCUGAAAGAUGCUCUUCUUUAUCUGGAACCUCAUAACUGAGGCCUUUCAUUGACUGGCACCAAUCAGACAGAUGUGAAUAGGACAGAACCUGAUAUACAAUGAUAGUAGACUUGAGUUCAAUGAACCUUUGUUCAGUAAUUUGAGUUUAUUUCAGAGACUAACAGUUUGGGGUGGUUUAAGUCAGUCAGAUAUGAACAGCAUAUGGUUGUGUCAUAAACUUUGUCUCGUGAACGUCACAUGGUCGUCUCAUGGAAAUGUAUGGUGAAUGCAUUGUGCUACUUGUAACGGCUGUUGGUCUGCUAAAGCGAAAGAUUUCCCUCAAAAUCCCACCAUAUUCUCUCCACCUCAACUCCUUUUUCUUACCGGUCUUUGCAUUUCUCAUUAGCAGAAAUUAUGAUAUAAAACACACAGUUUAAAAAAGAAGCAAAAGACAAUCUUGAUCAUGUGUGAUGGCAUCACAGUUUACUCAACAGUUCCUUGCUAUGGUGUGUGUACUGUAUGUGAGAGCAGCACAGAGUACUGUAGCCGUAACAUCCUCUCUAUCAACAUACUUUGACAGGCCAGUCAUUUGAGCACUUUGUCCUAAGUGGUCGUUUUAUUGUUGGUAAACGUUGGCAUUAUUUUGGUUUGUUGUGUAAGUGAAGUGGAGUUGCCCUUUCAAAGCUCUUUAGUAAAAAAAAAAUGCUCUGUACACUUAAAUUAUUUUAAGUAGUCAACCUGGUCAGCACCUUAAACAGUGCAUUAGGAAAGUAUUUGGACACCUUGACUUUUCCACAUUUUGUUAUGUUACAGCCUUAUUCUAAGAUUGAUUACAUCGUUUUUCCCCCUCAUCAAUCUACACUCAAUACCUCAUAAUAGCAAAGUAAAAAACAUGUAAUUUAUUACAUAUUAAAAACUGAAAUAUACAUUUACAUAAGUAUUCAGACCCUUUACUCUACUUUGUACUUUGUACAAAGUACUUUGUUGAAGUACCUUUGGCAGCGAUUACAGCCUCAAGUCUUCUUGGGUAUGACGCUGCAAGCUUGGCACACCUGUAUUUGGGGAGUUCCUCCCAUUAUUUUCUGCAGAUCCUCUCAAGCUCUGUCAGGUUGGAUGGGGAGCGUCGCUGUACAGUUUUUUUCAGGUCUCUCCAGAGAUGUUCAAUCGGGUUCUAGUCCGGGCUCUGGCUAGGCCCCUCAAGGACAUUCAGAGACUUGUCUCGAAGCCACGACUGUGUUGUCUUGGCUGUGUGCUGAAGGUCGUUGUUCUGUUGGAAGGUGAAACGUCGCCCCAGUCUGAGGACCUGAGCAUUCUAGAGCAGGUUUUCAUCAAGGAUCUCUGUGUAUUUUUCUUUAUUUUUCUCUGUUUAUCUUUCCUUCGAUCCGGACUCGUCUCCCAGUCCCUACCGCUGAAAAACAUCCCCUCAGCAUGAUGCUGCCACCACCAUGCUUCACCGGAGGGAUUGUGCCAGGUUUCAUCCAGAUGUGAUGCUUGGAAUACAGGCCAAAGAGUUAACUCUAGGUUUCAUCAGACCAGAGAAUCUUGUUUCUAAUGGUCAGAGUCCUUUAGGUGCCUUUUGGCAAACUCCAAGUGGGCUGUCAUGUUCCUUUUAUUGAUGAGUGGUUACCAUAAAGGCUUGAUUGGUGGAGUGUUGCAGAGAUGGCUAUCCUUCUGGAAGGUUCUCCCAUCUCCACAGAGGAACUCUGGAGCUCUGUCAGAGUGAUCGAGUUCUUGGUCACCUACCUGACCAAGGCCUUUCUCCUCCGAUUGCUCAGUUUGGCCGGGCGGCCAGCUUUAGGAAGAGUCUUGAUGGUUUCAAACUUCUUCCAUUUAAGAAUGAUGGAGGCCACUGUGUUCUUGGGGACCUUCAAUGCUGUAGAGAUUUUUUGGUACCCAUCCCCAGAUCUGUGCCUCGACACAUGCACUGUCAACUGUGGGACCUUAUAUAGACAGGUGUGUGCCUUUCCAAAUCAUGUCCAAUCAAUUGAAUUUACCACAGGUGGACUCCAAUCAAUCUCAAGGAUGAUCAAUGGAAACAGGAUGCACCUGAGCUCAAUUUCUAGUCUCAUAGCAUAGGGUCUGAAUACUUAUGUGAAUAAGGUGUUUCUGUUUUGUUUUUUUAUGUGCUAAAAUGUCAAAAUACCUGUUUUUGCUUUGUCGUUAUUUAGUAUUAUGUGUAGACUGAUGAGGAACAUGUUUUAUUUCAUCCAUUUUAGAAUAAGGCUGUAACGUAGCAAAAUGUGGAGAAAGGGUCUGAAUACUUUCCGAAUGUACUGUAGAUUUGUCAGAUAAUUCAUAUAAGAGAGGAAUAUAUUUCAGUGUAAUUUAUAAUAAAUGAUGUCAGCACCACAUAUAUCUUCUACAUUGCUGUGACGAUGAUCAUUCCAAGAACAGGACAGUCUAAAAUGACAUGCACAAAAUAAUCUGUAAUUUAUUUAUUGUCACCAUCCAUGACAUAAUUUGACUUCUUUAUUAUAUUUGAAAUGUAUAAUCUAUUGCAAGUUUGGAAGCACUUUACAGCUCAGGAUAAAAUAACACGGUAUAUAUUUGUAACCGGACAUUGUUACAGAACAAUCAUACUUGAUUCACAUGGUCAAUUUACACAUUUAAGAUACACAUGCCUGACAAUGGGUUGAUAAUGGGGGUCUAUGAUGAGAGCUGAUAUGAGUGUGUGUUUUACUUUUUAGUUUGGAUGUCUGUAUUGAUUUAAAUGUAGAUGAUUUUUGUCCACUAAACUGAUCAUCUUAUGGAUAACAUAUUGUGGAAAUCAUUAUUAAAAUGCACAAUAUUGGGUUUUAAAGUACAUGGCAAGAAUCAGCCAAUCUCACAGUCUUAACUAAAUCACUUCAAUCUGAAUUUUUACUAGCAACACAAGAGAAGUGGUGUUUUAAAAGAUAAUUAUAUUUUGCACGCAUCAGUCUUCAGAAAUGUUAUUUUAGCGAGACUAGUCAGGCUUUAGAAACUGUUAUUUUAGCGAGACUAGUCAGGCUUUAGAAACUGUUAUUUUGAGCUCAGGUGUGUGUACACAUUUGAAUGCAGGUUAAAAAAUAUAUUUGAAUAGACUCAUUUGGAUGAAUCAACUUGAUAGCACCUUUUUUCAAAGAGUAGGUAUAGCUAUCUAGAACAUACUGUACGAGAAUCCUUUAAAUAAUAAUUUGUGGUUCCAGGGUAGAACCCUAUUGGGUUCUAUGUAGAACCUUUUCCCCAGAGGGUUCUACAUGGAACCCCAAAAAGUUCUACCUGGAAUCAAAAAGGUUUCUCCUAUGGGGACAGCCAAAUAACCAUUUUGGAACCCUUUUUUCUAAGAGUGUACCCACUGGGGCACACACUGGCUGAAUCAAUGUUGUUUCCAUGUCAUUUCUAGGAAAUUACGUUGAACCGACGUGGAAUAGAUGUUGAAUUGACUGUGCCCAGUGGGUAGAGUUCUGUCCUGAUACACUCAAAUGUCUUCCAUGUCUCCUUCACCUUGCCCCUAUUUUACUUUUGGCCAGCCAUAAGCUCCAACAGCCAUCAGUAAACUGCCAUCGUCACUUAAAUUGACAUUUUAGUCAUUUAGCAGACGCUCUUAUCCAGAACGACUUACAAUUAGUGCAUUCAUCUUAAGAUGGCUAGGUUAGACAACAACAUAUCACAAUGCAGAUACACAUUAUGUUAUUGAUGCCGGGUUGAUCUAAAUUCACGUUUCUAACUAACGCAUCACUUUUCUUUGUGUGUCCAGAAAAGGGUCUCUUCUUAAUGUGUCUUAAGACUACGAGCUACAUUUUCAUGUGUGUGCUGCAGUUACUGUGAUCAAUGAAACACAACCAUUUGUAGACAUAUUUUGUUCCAGUGGAUUUCUCGUUGCAUUGGCAGGACAAUUUAAUGUAUAGAUGUUUUAUAAAAAUGUAGCGUAAAAGCCCUAGUAACUUGUGGAUUGCUGAUGUGGUCAGAUAUAUGUAUAGCUGUACAAAAGGUUGUAAAAGAAACAUUUUAAACCUAAAUCAUUUUUCUGUGGUGCACAGCACGGUUCCAGAAAAUGUAUGUGGUUUCAUGUUCAACCCUUGCCUGUUUUAACAGUUGGUGGUGCUCUGUAAAACUUCUAUUGUUCUUGAUAUGAUUUUAUUUGUUACUUCUCCUGCAUUAGCCAGAGACUGUAGUUCUGUGCAGGGGGUUGUAAUGUACUGUAUACCAAUGUGAAGCUUUGUAUUUUUUCUUUCAGUUUUUUUGGACUCAGUGAAAGUGUGAUGUUUACAUGUACAGAUUUUUCCAAAUACUUUACAUUUUUGUCCAUGAUAUUUUCUCACCUACCCUUCCUGUUUAAAUUUGCUCAGACAUUUAUUUAGUGCAUUAUAUCAAAUGCAGACAGAUGUGACUGCUUUGAAAGGUGGUCAGAUGACAUUCACAUGGUCGAAGUGAGGCUAGACUAAGACAACCGGGUUGGGGUUGGUAUCUGGUGAUGGCUGAUAGCAUCAGACUCUUCAGGGAUUGAGGAGUGAGAGUGAGCGUCAUGCCAGUUCAAAGUGCACCAUGAAUAGCCUACCUCUGUCUGAGAUUUAUCAGUAGCAUAAUGAUACACAGAUUCCUAUUGAACGAUUGCAGAUAACCCAGCCACCUUUUCCCUUCUGAAUAGCCGUGUUUUAACAAGCUCCUGGCGGGUGGAGUCAAAUGGAUUCAUUAGCAUGUAACUCAGUCACUGAGCAACAUAAUAUAAUGGUAGGAGGAUCACAGUAGUUAAAACGCAAUGGUAGCCACUCAUUCUAUGAUGGUUCUAUUGUGAUCACAUUCCCUGGUUGUUAUAGGGUACACUUUGACCUCUCGUAACAGCUCCUCAAUGAUGUGAUGUAAAAGCCAUUCCCCUCUCCUGGUCCUCAAGGGGGAACACAAGAACCUCAGGAAACGCUGAAUCUCUGAGUUUAUUUUUGUUCCAUUAUGAUAUUUAAUGAUGACAGUAAAGUCUCUCUACCUGUUACCAUAACAUUUAUAUGAAACGUUUAUCAUUGUUUUGUACAUUUAUCAUUGUGAUUUAAAAGUGGAGCUUUUUCCAGUACAUGUGACUGAAUAUUUAGAUUUUUUUGGAAAAGUGUUUAUAGGUAUAAAUAUUAAUUAAUAUAUGUGAAGCGACUAAAAAGACAAAAGAAAAUGUUUUCAUCUGUUUGUUUCAUGCAAAGCCGCCCAGGCGGGAUUUUCUCUGCCUCUUACAUAUCACUAAUGAUGAGGGACUUGUUCUUGUUUUGAAAUAGCGCUUUUUCAGUGUAACAUCAACGCUACGGUAAAAAAUGUUGGUUACCAACAGCAGGAUUGCAAGCUUCUCUUCAGAGAGGUCAGUAACUGAAUAAAACCGAAACUUGGCUA